Zea mays is the source of this 1639-nucleotide messenger RNA. RefSeq lists its product as uncharacterized. The record is from RefSeq and is a predicted model, not a curated record. Bases 245 to 1273 code for a protein of 342 amino acids. Lineage: Eukaryota; Viridiplantae; Streptophyta; Magnoliopsida; Poales; Poaceae. The transcript has 9 exons.
AAUUUCAAACCUCGCGUCGGCCGCCGAGCCCAUUUCAAACCCGGACGCCCCCUCCCCAAGCGCACCGAGGAAGCAGCAAGGCCAGCGGUGGUCCCUUUCCCCUCCACUGCAGUCUCCAGAGUCUAGAGACCUCCACCGUCCACUCCAAAGACGAGCAGCGGGCAAACCCAAGCACCCGCCCAAUCCGGUUCGCCUUCCUUCUCACCCCGCCCGGACUCUGCGGAGAGAUCUGGCAGCGGUGGCUAUGCCAUUGGGCGACGACGCGGCGGCGGACUUCGCGCUGCCGGACGAGCUCCUGGCGGCGCUGCCGCGGGACCCCUACGAGCAGCUGGAUCUGGCGCGCCGCAUCACCGCGCUGGCGGUGGCGGGGCGGGUGUCCGGGCUGGAGCGGGAGGCGGGGCGCCUGCGCGCGGAGGCCGCGGGGAAGGACCGCGAGAGCGCCGAGCUCCGGGAGCGGGUGGCGCUGCUCGACGCCGCGCUUCAGGAGACCAACGCCAGGCUCCGCGCCGCGCUCGAGGACAAUAUUAAGCUCAGCAAGGAGCGGGACUCGCUGGCGCAGACGUCCAAGAAGCUGGCACGCGACCUGCACAAGCUGGAGUCAUUCAAGAGGCAUCUGAUGCAGUCAUUGCGUGAUGAUAGUUCAUCAACACAGGAAACAGUUGACAUUACAACGUGUGAUCAGCCAGUAGCAUCGAAAGCAUCAUCCAGUGCAGAUGGUGGAUCUGUCAGCAACCCUGCAACGAAUAUAUUUACUGAGUCAUUGGAUGUGGGAAGCACAAACCGAGAUGGUACUGCAGCAAGGCCUCCGAUCCAGAAAUACUCUCUCACAACACACAUCACUCCCCGCCUUACCCCAGAGGCCACUCCUAAAAUAAUGUCCACUUCUGCUUCUCCAAGGCGAAUGUCUACCACAGGAACACCCAAGUUGAUGUCUGGUUCUACGUCACCGUCAAAAACUCGAAUCGAAGCUCACAUGUCAAUGACACCAUGGUAUCCAUCAAGCAAGCAAUCCUCGGCGGCAAACUCGCCUCCACGAGGACGUUCAAACCCAGGUCGCACUCCUCGAAUCGAUGGAAAGGAGUUCUUUCGUCAGGCCAGGAGUCGUCUAUCCUACGAGCAAUUUGGAGCAUUCUUAGCCAACAUCAAAGAGCUCAAUGCCCAUAAGCAGUCACGUGAGGAAACUCUCAAGAAAGCCGAAGAGAUCUUUGGUCCAGACAAUAAAGAUCUGUACCUGUCUUUCCAAGGCCUGCUGAACCGUAGCAUGGUGGCAUAAGGCUUCACAUGUCGCUUCGCAAGUCCAAUGGAGUUCCCUCUUCCCGCAACGCUAAUAGGAUACGCAAGUUGUUGCUGGCUUUUGCAGAUAAUGAGGUUGCUGCAUUGGCAACUUUAUCUAGCUGUGGAUCUGAAGGCCCAGCUGCAAGUUUUGGCCCCGUAAUAAUCCACAUCGCUGGAACGAGCGGAUCUCUCUGAACGACUGAGUGGGCAAACCAGCAGUGUUGCUUCUGUAAAAGUGGUGUGUGUACUUGCCGAAAGCGGACGACAAAUUCAUUGCCUAAAUCAGGGUGCAGUCUGUCAUGGAGCGCGUCCUUGUAAAACCGUGAAAAAGGUAAACAUGAGAGUAAAAAUCUUCAUUUCGUCG